AUGACAGCGCGGGUGGUGGCGUUAGGGCGAGAGUCCUGCCCCGCUUCGGCUCGAGGGGGCAGCCUUGCCGGGAGGAGGGGAAGCGCGUGGAGCAGGCACGACGCUGGAGGGACCGCAGGCCUCUCGAUGGCGGUCCGGGGGUGCGCGCCGUCGUGGCUGCCGCCGCCGCCGCCGCCGCCGCUGCUGCUGCUGCUGCUGGCGACGGGCGCUGCCGGCGCGCGGUGGCGCGGGGAGGGCACCAGCCCGCACCUGCAGAGCAUCGUCCUGGGCCGCUGCGCGGAGUACAUCACGCUGCUGAGCCCCGAGUCCCGGGACAAGAACUGCACAGCCAUUUGGGAAGCCUUUAAAGUGGGGCUGGACAAGGAUCCCUGUUCUGUACUUCCCUCGGACUAUGACCUUUUUAUUAACCUCUCCAGGCACUCCCUUCCCAGAGACAAGUCCCUGUUCUGGGAAAAUAACCAACUCCUUGUUAGUAGCUAUGCAGAGAACGCCCGUCGCUUUAUGCCCAUUUGUGAUGUUCUGUACGGCAGGAUUGGAGAUUUAAUGAGCUGGUGUCGACAGAAUAAUGCCUCCGGACCUGAUUACCAAUCCUGCCCUACAUCAGAAGACUGUGAAAACAAUCCUGUGGAUUCCUUUUGGAAAAGGGCAUCCAUGCAGUAUGCGAAGGAUAGUUCUGGAGUGAUCCAAGUCAUGUUGAAUGGUUCAGAACCAACAGGAGCCUAUCCCAUCAAAGGCUUUUUUGCAGAUUUUGAAAUUCCAUACUUCCAGAAGGAUAAAAUCACACGAAUUGAGAUCUGGGUUAUGCAUGAAAUCGGGGGACCCAGAGUGGAAUCCUGUGGAGAGGGCAGUGUGAAAGUCCUGGAAGACAGACUGGAGAAUAUGGGGUUUCAGCACAGCUGUAUUAAUGAUUACUUACCAGUGAAGCUCUUAAAGUGUGUAGACCACAGCACUCAUCCUGACUGUGCCUUAAAUUCGGCAGCAGCAUCUACUCCAAGAGAAGUCCCAUCUCUUUACACAGGACCAAGUGCCAGACUUAUCAUUCUUCUCUUAGUGGCUUUGGCUUCAGGUGCUCAAAUGUAA
Molecule: messenger RNA, 1080 nt
Organism: Cynocephalus volans (Philippine flying lemur)
Lineage: Eukaryota; Metazoa; Chordata; Mammalia; Dermoptera; Cynocephalidae
Gene: BST1
Product: bone marrow stromal cell antigen 1
Exons: 9
Coding region: 1-1080 (359 amino acids)
Biological process (GO): positive regulation of B cell proliferation
Cellular component (GO): plasma membrane
Molecular function (GO): NAD+ nucleosidase activity; phosphorus-oxygen lyase activity
Source: RefSeq, a predicted model, not a curated record